Molecule: messenger RNA, 622 nt
Organism: Terrapene triunguis (Three-toed box turtle)
Lineage: Eukaryota; Metazoa; Chordata; Testudines; Emydidae
Product: storkhead-box protein 1-like
Exons: 3
Coding region: 167-622 (151 amino acids)
Biological process (GO): positive regulation of transcription by RNA polymerase II
Cellular component (GO): nucleus; cytoplasm
Molecular function (GO): RNA polymerase II transcription regulatory region sequence-specific DNA binding; DNA-binding transcription activator activity, RNA polymerase II-specific
Source: RefSeq, a predicted model, not a curated record
CCGCUUUGCAGCCCCUCCCUCAGCCGGGACCCUGCUACCUGCCCCUCACCGGGAUACCGGAGCAGGGAGCUCGGCGCCCUGAGAUGCCCUGUCUGGAGACACGGUAGAGCAUGCCUGGAGCUGGGAGAGGAGCCUGCAACAGGAGAGGCUGCGGCGCCCCUUAGCGAUGCCUCGGAAGACGCAGAAGUUUCUGCAGAUCGCCCCGCACUCCCUGGCCAUCGUCCUGAGCCCCGGGGCUGCGCUGGAGGCGGAGGAGAGGCGGGAGGACGCAGAGCGGCAGCCGCCGCCGGGGGAGCCGCCUGGCGAUGAGCCGCCCCAGCUCGGGCGCCACCACAUCGGCUAUGAGAUCUUCGCGGACUUCAAGCAGGAGAACAUGCAGCACUUCUGGAACCCGCGCGUGACGGCGGCCGUGGCCGAGACCUUCUUCCUGGGCUGGCUGGACGAGCAGGUGCUGCUGAUCCAGGGCAAGGAGGAGCACCUGGAGGUGCUGCGGGAGGGCUGGACGCGCCGCUCCCUCAAGCCGCCCGCCGGCUUCCGCAUCAAGUGCCUGGAAGCAGCAGCAGCUCCGCUGGCUCUCGGCACUUGGAGCAGUUUGACGAUUUCUGCUGGCUCGUUGGCAUGA